AUGAGUCAAAAAAAAAAAGUCAAUGUUAUUGGUGCUGGAGUUAUCGGUAUUACUACUGCCUUAAUUCUACAACGAAAUGGAUAUCAAGUUCAAAUUCUUGCAGAGCAUUGGCCCGGGGAUUCAGAUAUUAAUUAUACAAGUCCAUGGGCGGGUGCCGCUUGGAAACCGAACUUUUAUCUUAAUAAUGCAAAAAAUGUGGAUAAAUUCGAACGAAUUUCGUUUGAGACAUUCUGGGCCUUAUUGCAAACACCUGAUACUGGUUUAAUGAGCGCAACAAUAUAUGAUUAUAUGGAUAAAAAACCCGAAUUGAAUCGAGAUGUUUGGUACAGAGAGUUUGUUCCAAAGGUCCAUCUUUCUCAUAUCAAUGAAUCAUUUGAUGAUGAUGUUGAUAUUGUAGUAAAUUGCACGGGAAUUAACGCACGAACAUUUGGUGGUGUUCAGGACGAAAAACUGUGUCCGGAAUUAACAUUAGGUGUAAGUACUCAUGCCUUGAAAAUAAUAAGUCAUAAUGUUGGUCGACAACCGACUAGAAUCGGUGGUAUUAGACUUGAAAUAGAAAUAAGAAAAAAUGAUAAAGGCAAAAAUAUUAUA
Messenger RNA from Racocetra fulgida, 591 nucleotides. The record is from the annotation of a GenBank genome assembly. NCBI's taxonomy places the organism in Eukaryota, Fungi, Glomeromycota, Glomeromycetes, Diversisporales, Gigasporaceae.